UCCCCGGGCUCCGCAUCCCCCGUUCCGGUGACCGUUCCCUCUGCCCACCCCCUCCAGGUGUUCUACAACGGCGCCAACGUGAAGCAGGUGGACGUGCCCACGCUGACAGGCUCCUUUGGCAUCCUGGCAUCCCACGUGCCCACACUGCAGGUGCUGCGGCCGGGGGUGGUCACGGUGUACGCCGAGGAUGGAACAGCCACCAAGUACUUCGUGAGCAGUGGCUCCGUCACCGUCCACCCUGACUCCACGGUGCAGGUGCUGGCGGAGGAGGCAGUGACCAUUGACAUGCUGGACCUGGCU
Molecule: messenger RNA, 300 nt
Organism: Acanthisitta chloris (rifleman)
Lineage: Eukaryota; Metazoa; Chordata; Aves; Passeriformes; Acanthisittidae
Gene: ATP5F1D
Product: ATP synthase, H+ transporting, mitochondrial F1 complex, delta subunit
Exons: 2
Biological process (GO): proton motive force-driven ATP synthesis
Molecular function (GO): proton-transporting ATP synthase activity, rotational mechanism
Source: RefSeq, a predicted model, not a curated record